Peromyscus eremicus (cactus mouse) is the source of this 1563-nucleotide messenger RNA. RefSeq names its product mannose-6-phosphate receptor, cation dependent (gene M6pr). The record is from RefSeq and is a predicted model, not a curated record. Gene Ontology annotation, molecular function: protein domain specific binding. Gene Ontology annotation, cellular component: endosome; trans-Golgi network; Golgi apparatus. Bases 230 to 1291 code for a protein of 353 amino acids. NCBI's taxonomy places the organism in Eukaryota, Metazoa, Chordata, Mammalia, Rodentia, Cricetidae. Gene Ontology annotation, biological process: protein targeting to lysosome. The transcript has 7 exons.
GACCUAUCCGGACACGUGGCACGUGACUCCCGCGUGAGUGGGGAGCGCCAUCAGCGAGUCCCUGCAGGCGGGGCUCGAACCUCAUUGGUAGAAAGGCAACCCGAAAAGAAGGCGCUGAUGCUGGCAACCUCGGAGUGAUUGGGGUGGAUGGGACAGGGGCAUAGCGAACUAGACUGCUAACCAAUCAGCGUUCAGGGGAAGGAACGAAGCGCGAUGGUUCUGCGGUCACAUGCCGCGGGGUCUAGUGGGCGGAGCAGUUGCUCAGCAGCCUCUCGCUGCUUCCUGUUUCCGGUUUCUGGAGCGAGUCGCAGAGCGGCGCCUUGGGGAGCGCUGGCCUCAGACAAGAACCGAGGACCGGAGUCUGCGGCCCGCUGCUCUCCGGCUGCGUCUUCCAACCCCAGGGCCACAUUCUUGGAGGCAUCUGAGUUUCGGCUGCUGUGUUUUCCGUGACACGAUGUUCCCCUUCUCUGGCUGCUGGAAGACUGAAUUGUUACUGUUGCUAGUCCUGGCUUUGGCUGUGAGAGAAUCCUGGCAGACAGAAGAAAAAUCCUGUGACCUGGUAGGAGAGAAGGAUAAGGAGUCAAAACAAGAGACGGCUCUCCUGGACAGGCUACAGCCACUGUUCAACAAAAGUUUUGAGAGCACUGUGGGCCAGGGCUCAGACACGUACAGCUACAUAUUCAGAGUAUGCCGGGAAGCUGGCAACCACUCCUCUGGGGCAGGCCUGGUGCAGAUCAGCAAAAAUAAUGGGAAGGAGACGGUGGUUGGGAGAAUCAACGAGACUCACCUCUUCAAUGGAAGUAAUUGGAUCAUGCUGAUAUAUAAAGGGGGUGAUGAAUAUGACAACCACUGUGGCAAAGAACAGCGUCGCGCAGUGGUGAUGAUCUCCUGCAAUCGACACACACUAGCGGGCAAUUUUAACCCAGUGUCUGAGGAACGAAACAAAGUCCAAGAUUGUUUGUACCUCUUUGAGAUGGACAGCAGCGUAGCCUGUUCACCUGAAGCCUCCCACCUCAGUGUGGGCUCUAUCUUACUGGUCAUAUUUGCAUCAUUGGUUGCUGUCUACAUCAUUGGGGGUUUCUUAUACCAGCGGCUGGUGGUAGGAGCCAAGGGAAUGGAGCAGUUUCCCCAUCUGGCCUUCUGGCAGGAUCUUGGCAACCUAGUAGCUGAUGGUUGUGACUUUGUGUGCCGUUCCAAACCCCGCAACAUGCCUGCUGCCUAUCGUGGAGUUGGGGAUGACCAGCUGGGGGAAGAGUCAGAAGAAAGAGAUGAUCAUUUGCUACCAAUGUGAUUGCACUUUUAAUGUCCAGCCACCUCGUCAAUCCCCAAACCAAAGCAUACACAGCCAGACUUCUCAAGCCGUCUCUUCUCCUCUCUUGCCUUGCCAUUAAUAUGCCUGCUUUCCAGUUGGCUUUUGAUCUGACCCGAAACUGCCCCCUUUGCUCCUGUUGUUUCUCCUCUGCACAAGUACAGUGGAAGGUGGACGUAGGGUCUUCAGGGCUGACUCCUGUGCCGCCAGGAAGAGCAAGGACAGCUAAAUAAAUGGGCAGAAAGCCACGAGCC